CGCCCACCCCGGACUUAGCCUCUGACUUCGCCAGUGACCAAUUCCGGGGCCUUAUCUCUGAUGGCUUAACCACGACACCACUGAGGCUGGUUUACAGUGCUGUAACAGCUGCUAAUUAAACAAUGCGCCUUGAUCAAGUGUGUGUGCAGCAAUUUUAGUAGGGGGUCUAAUCUGUGUUGAGCAAAAUUUAUUUGGGGGUUGAGUCAUGCUUCCCGAGAAAAUAAUAUUAAAAAGAAAGAUAAUUUGCUUGAAAGAGAGGCUUUAUGAUAGUAUUUUGGAUCUGGGAUAGCCCGUGGAGUCAGGCCACCGAUCUUAUCGGAGGUCGGACUCGGGAUGGGCGUGUUCGAAACUCUAGUGGUAUAUGGGCACAUUAAACUAGUUAUCAUCAUCAUCUUAAUAAGCAAGUGUUUGUUGUGUAUUCAUGUUGUAUAGCAGAAUCCGAGGCUACCUGAACAUGUUUAGCGAGGUGUCCUUAAUAAGCAAGUGUUUGUUUUGUAUUCGUGUGAUGUAUAGCAGAAUCCGAGGCUACCUGAACAUGUUUAGCGAGGUGUCCUUAAUAAGCAAGUGUUUGUUUUGUAUUCGUGUGUUGUAUAGCAGAAUCCGAGGCUACCUGAACAUGUUUAUCAAGGUGUCCUUAAUAAGCAAGUGUUUGUUUUGUAUUCGUGUGAUGUAUAGCAGAAUCCGAGGCUACCUGAACAUGUUUAUAGAGGUGUCCUUAAUAAGCAAGUGUUUGUUUUGUAUUCGUGUUUUGUAGCAGAAUCCGAGGCUACCUGAACAUGUUUAUCGAGGUGAAUGUUACCUCGGAGCCCUACGAAGCCUCUCUUCUCUGGUUUUUGUGGUACAUUGCCGCAUGUGGAGGCAUUAAUCGGAUUUUUGGUAUCACAAAUGGUGGACAGGAGAGGAAAUUUGUGGGAGGUUCCAUGCAGAUUAGUGAAGGUUUAGCUAAGAAACUUGGAAAUGAAAAGGUGCUACUGAAAAGCCCUGUGACAAAAAUAGAGCAGAAAGCCCAUGAAGUGGUGGUACAGGACCUCAAUGGAAAGCAAUUUUCAGCCAAAUAUGUCAUCGUAGCAACACCUCUUCCUCUCCAACAGAAGAUAGUGUACGAGCCUCCAUUGCCUAGUCGGAGAAACCAGCUCAUACAAAGACUACCAAUGGGCUCCGUUAUCAAGACCUUUAUGUAUUACAACACACCAUUCUGGAGGAAAAAAGGUUGCUGUGGGUCGGCAGCUAUUGAUGACCAGGACGGACUGAUCGGCUUCUGUCUGGACGAUGUCAAACCGGACGGUUCACAUCCGGCCAUCAUGGGGUUCAUACUGGCCGACAAGGCAAGAAAAUAUUGUGACCUGACUAAGGAGGAACGCAAAAAGAGAAUUUCUGAGUUGUAUUCUAAGGUCUUUCAAACAGACGAGGCACUGAAUCCGAUACACUAUGAGGAAAUGGACUGGCUAGCAGAGCAGUGGUCUGGUGGAUGCUACACCACAAUGAUGCCUCCUGGAUUCCUGACAAAGUUUGGAAGAGAAAUACGGAAACCGAUUGGUCGGUUGUAUUUUGCUGGGACAGAGACUGCCACCUAUUGGUCAGGUUACAUGGAGGGUGCCAUCCAGGCCGGAGAGCGUGCUGGAAGGGAGAUUUUGGCUGAAAUGGGGAAGAUUCGAAGUGACCAGAUAUGGCAGGAUGAACCGGAGGACAAGGAGAUUCUUCCACAUCCGUUUGAGACAAGUUUCUGGGAGAGACACGCCCCAUCUGUCCCUGUUUUCCUCUGUCUCACCACCACCGCCCUGCUGGUAGGGGGAGGUGUGGCCGGUACUCUUGUGUAUCACAAAUAUUUUCGCUGAACGCAAAACAGUUUUUUUUUUUUUCAUUUGACACUGAUGACUAAAAUUUAUUUUUACUUUUGUAACAGAUGAAACUGAUCAUUGUAAGCUUUUUUAAAGACGUUUAUUGGAGAAAGUAAGACUGUUAUGAUGUUUGUUAUAAAUGUCAUGUAGCUCGGUUCGUGUAGUUGGACUCUGAUUAAGGGAGUCGAUUUUUACUUUUUCUAAAAGAUGAGGCUAACUAUUGUAAUCCUUUUCAAGAAUAUUUUAAAGACAAAAGAUAAUUUUAGAACAUUUGUUAGAAUGUGAUGUAGCUCAGUACUAGAGCUUCCCACCACCCCCAUCCCCAUCAGUGGACUUGCUAAGAUAGUUUCCAUUCCAUGUGCUCACAACUGGCAUGUUAAAAGAUGUGGUAGGCAGAGCAGCACUCUUUUUACAUGGUCAUAUACCACUAAGGUUUCAAGCAUGUCUGUCCCAGGUCCAGUCUCUAGAUAGCCAGUGGCCUGAUCUGGGACAGACCGUGGUAGGCAAAAAGAAAAAGACAUUUUACUGCAGGUCAGAAGGAUCUUUUGUGGUAGCAAUGUAUUCAUUAUCUAGGUCAGUGGUCAUAUAAUAACCAUAUGCUGAAUGUUUUGAUAUCUGCUGAGUUAGUAAUGGGCUAGUAUGUUAUUUGUCAGUGAUGUGAAAAUCUUGAAGCUAGAUAUUUUUUUGCAGUUAUGUCAAAUGCUAUUUUAAUUGAAACGGCUUUGUUAAAGGUGUGAUGUGAAUGUUGCAUAAUAGAGGCUUUUCAGCAAAAUUAUUUUAUUAACUUUUGCUUGGAAGUGUAAACAUUAUACAUGUAUGUAUCUUCAACUAUAUUCCUAUAAAAUAUUACAAUCAAAUAAUUAUUUUACUAGUAGAAAAACGUAUUUUAACUGGAGAAUCUUUGAAGGAUGACAGACAGAAUUGAUUAUGUUCAUUGGAAGCAAACACGUUAUGAUGUUGCCAACAAGUUUGCUGGCUUUUUGCUACUCAUCUGUCUGUGGGGGCUUUAUCUUGCUACCAGCAAUCAACUUGUCAGAUUUUGUCGAUUUGCCAGGUUCAUGUGACUUGUUACGAUGUGAUGUUUGUAUAGCAUACUAGCACACAUUACAAUUUUGAUAGUCCCAAGUUAUAUAAUUUGUAAAGAUUAUAAUUGUUUGGCUUUUUUUUAGCAAUAUACAUGUAGGCAUCGAAAUAAGUCGAGAACAAGUCGUUCGAGUUACCAGCUGUCAAUAAAGUCAAAAACAGUACUUUGUUCUCGACAAAAUCUUAUUAAGCCAAAACUACACCACCUAAAUUUGGAUCAUUUGUGUUACUCGAAUAUAAAAUACACAUUUACGUACAAGUAGCAGUUGCCAGAAUGAGGCAAUGUACGGUUUAUACUAUAUUAUUAACGUUCACUCUGUAACGCAACUAAAUCACAAAAAUAGACAUCAUAUUUCAUAUGCAACUUAAAUUUCUAUGUUUAAAGAAGCGGAAUACAUAUUGUCACUUUUGUUGUAAAUCAAAAAGGGGCGUGGUUUAUUACACCAGCAUAACAUUUUGGCACUAAUACUGGAAGUCUAUCUUAAUUUAUUUAUUUUUCAUCUGGGGGGGGGGGGGGGGUCCCUAAUGAAAUACGUAGUAAUUCAAUGAAUACAGGCAUGCAUACAGGAUUAUCCCAUCAUUAUGUGGACUGUGGUGCUUUAAGGAAGGAAUACAUAGACAAUCUGGACCAUCACAUACAUCGUCCAAAAUAUUAGUGUUCCCAUUAUUUGAUUUUAGUACCACCACCCUAGUUUCAUUCAGGGGAUGUGUACAAAUGAUAAAAUAAUGAGAAAGCUUCUGCAGCUCUCCGUCUCAGGUCCAACUAGAAAUAGCACCCCUACAGAAUCUGGAGCUUGGACUAAGUAGAAAAACAGUGAUGUGAAUGAGUAAAAACAUUGAUCAGUGUGUCUCUGAAUGGAGUUUUUAGUAAUAACAAUGGAAAUUGUAAACUUGAUAAAUGUUGGGGUUUUGAGGGGUGGGUUUAGACAAUAUUUACUGAAAUAAAUGAAGUGGAUCGACAAACAGGCGGAAGGCCUGUAUAAAUACCUGCCCCCCCCCCCUCCCCCCCCCACAAGAUGAUGUUGCAUAUAAACUGCAUGCAUUUGAAUGAAUGAAUGAAUGAAUGAAUGAAUGUUUAACGACACCCCAGCACGAAAAAUACAUCGGCUAUUGGGUGUCAAACUAUGGUAAUGCAAAUAAAUAAAGUGAUGAUCAA
Messenger RNA from Gigantopelta aegis, 4077 nucleotides. RefSeq names its product amine oxidase [flavin-containing]-like. Bases 777 to 1835 code for a protein of 352 amino acids. Gene Ontology annotation, molecular function: oxidoreductase activity. The record is from RefSeq and is a predicted model, not a curated record. The transcript has 10 exons. Lineage: Eukaryota; Metazoa; Mollusca; Gastropoda; Neomphalida; Peltospiridae.